UUUUGGAGGAGACCGGAAGUGGAGCAGCUAAGAGGUGACCAGAAAUGGAAAGGAAAGUAAGCAGAAUUUGUUUUGCUUCUGAACCUGAUAUAAUUCAUUUUCUACAAAUUACUUGGGAGAGAACAUUAGGAUCUGGUUUUCUUAUUACACUUACUGAUGGUCAGUCAGCAUGGACUGGGACAGUUUCCGAAUCAGAAAUUUCUCAAGAAGCUGAUGACAUGGCCAUGGAAAAAGAGAAAUAUGUUGACGAACUGAGGAAAGCAUUGGCAUCAGGAGGAGGACCAACUGAUGUGUACCAGUUUGAUUUUUCUAAAGAAUCUUGUCAUUUCUCCUUUGAGAAAAACCUGAAAGAUGUUUCAUUUAGACUUGGUUCCUUCAAUCUAGAGAAAGUCACAAGUCCAGCUGAAGUCAUUAGGAAACUUAUUUGUUAUUGCCUGGACACCAUUGCAGAAAACCAAGCCAAAAAUGAGCACCUGCAGAAGGAGAAUGAAAGGCUUCUGAGAGAUUGGAAUGAUGUUCAAGGACGAUUUGAAAAAUGUGUGACUGCUAAGGAAGCCUUGGAGACUGAUCUCUAUAAGCGGUUUAUUCUGGUCCUGAAUGAGAAGAAAGCAAAGAUCAGAAGCUUGAAUAAAUUGUUAAAUGAAGUUCAAGAACCAGAAAGGAACAUUGAGCAUGAAAGGGAAGCCACAACAUGUUCUGGAAUGACUGCUGACAGAGAUGCCAUCUAUGAAGAAAGUACUGAUGAGGAAAGUGAGAACUUGCCUGGUUCCUCUUUGUUAGCUCCAGCUACUUCUGGAGGAGAUGAUUCCAUUAUUUCAAGUCCUGAUGUCACUGAUAUUGCACCAAGUAGAAAGAGGAGGCAGAGGAUGCAAAAAAAUCUUGGAACAGAACCUAAAAUGACUUCUCAGGUGAUUCAGCCUCCAGAAAAGGAAAAGCUUGAUCCUCCACAACCUGAGAAGUUGAAAAAGGAGCACAGCUCAGCUGAAAACAUGUCUUUAGAAACUCUAAGAAACAGUAGUUCAGAAGACCUCUUUGAUGAGAUUUAACUGUCUCAAAAGAGAAGCAUUUGCAACCAGGCGUCCUGUGAACGUGACUAAAUCGUAUCAUAGAAUCACUGAGAAUAUCCUCACUAUAAAGUAAUCACCAGUGUCCCUGGAGCCCUCACGUUGGUGUCAGCAUCUCCACCCAGGAUCCUCCGUCAGUCCUGCCUCAUAGCACGAUCCAGCAGCCUCUCUUUAUGAAGCGAAGUGAGAUUCAGUCCUUAUUUUAUUCCAUUUAAUUAAAGAACAGCCGAAAAAAUCGUGUCUUGCAUUUUCAACACAUGGUUCCAAUUAGCACAGCGGAGCAGGACCCUGAAUUUGAUAAAAGCACUGACGUGUACCUUUGGUGCCUGUACAAUGUAGUCUUUCAUUUUACAAGGUGGCUGAAGUGCAGUUUUAAAUAUCUUUUUUAAAUGUUAACAAAAACCCAGGGGUGUAAGCUUGGGAAAAUGAGAAGUGAACACAGUUUUGUUUGAAUUGCCUGCUGUAGACUUUUCGAACCUUAUAUUCAGAGGAUGCUUAUGUGGGAAAAUCUGCAGUGGGCAUUUACAGGCUUAUAUGCAAAAAGCAUUAUGGUUCAUCAGACUUACACUCAGAGGCUAUUAGAUGGGAGAUCCAUCACCUCAGGAAAUACCACUUACUGUACUGUAAAUUCGCUUCAUGUGACCAAUCUGCUCAAGAGGUAAUGGAAAUCCCAUUCCAAUAAAUUUGUUUCAGACCAGGCUAAAACUGAUAGGACAUUUGCCUUCAGUGGGACCCUUUCUGGGUAACUUCUGGAAGUUCAUAUGUUUUUAAAGAGGAACAUAAAACUUAGGUCCCAGAAUCUGGAAAUUAGAUGUGGAAAAGCCUAAUUUAGGUCAUCACAUCCCACCUCCUGCCAAAAUAAAGGAAACUAGUAAGAGGAAAAAGUAAGAUAAAACAAGUAAAAUAUUUUAUGACUGCUUCACAUGGUGUGUGUUCUAUGCCGUCCCAGAAACAGUGGAAUGAUUUUCCAUUUCAGGUCAUGGGAAAGCAUGAUGCCUUUAGUCCCAGAAGGGUGAGAUACUUAAGCUGUUAUAAGGCCCUGUGUGAAGGUUAACAACAAACCUCUUUGUGCCUGGCUUUUAUUUUCAGAGCUACCACUCCAUUCUUGGCCCAUAAUUCACAAACUAGAGAAAUGUGCCCAUCAAGAACAAACUCACUACCAAUUGCAUUCAGAAAUUUUAGCCCAAAGUGCCAAGGUAAGAACAAAAAUCUACAUAGAGUAAAGCUAAGUAAAUGAAUUUCUUAUAACUGCAAUUUAAGAAAAAUAGUCAUUGAGAUGGGCUUUCUGAUGGCUUCAUUGCUGGAGAAUGUAUCAGCAGAUUUACUUUGUGUCUUCCCUCCAUUCUCAGAACUAUAAAACAACUUUCCACUUUUUUAGAAGGAGCUCCAAAAUGUACCUGAAUGAAACCCCAUAGACAGGCCAUUCCUCAGCUUAUGCCCUCUACUGCCAUUUGCUCUAUGUCUUCACCCCGUGACUGAGAGGGAACUAACUGUGGCAUCUGUGAUUAUUUAUUUUUAAUAGGCUCACUAAUUAUCACCAUGAGUUAACUUACUAAUACAUAGAUGAUUAUUCUACAUUACGAAUGAGCCAUUAUAGAUUUAGAAUGUCUCUAAAUCUUCAAAUCACAGACUUAACUAAACUGUGCUAUAGGAACAUUUCCCAUUCUUUCUUGAAACCCACUCCAAUAACCAUCAUGUCUACCACUCCACCAAAGAGUUCUUUUCAAGGUCAGAAAGGAUCUUCAUGUUGCUAAAGUCAUUGGUCAUUUCUAGCCUCAUCUUAGUCACACUGAAACACUGAUAACUUAAGUCACACUUGGUCUCUGAUUCAUUGUUCUCUCUUGGUUUUCUUCCUAUUCCACUGGCUAUUCCUUCUUUAUGCCUUUUUUGCUUACUCCUAUUUUCUCAGUCUCUAUAGAGGGAUCAGUACUCAGACCUCUUUUCUUUACAUUAUUGGCUAAAUGGUCUCAUUUAGUCCAUGGCUUUAAGUAACUUUACAUGGUGAAAAAUAGCAACUGCCUCCUGGCCUCUCUUCUUGGAUGUACAAAUGACAUGGUAACUCUAACAUCAAAUUCUUUAUUUUCUCCUCAAACAUACUUCUUUAGCAGCCUUUUCCAUUUCAUAAGUAACAACUCUAUUCAACCAGUUGCGCAGACAAAAUCUUUUAGAGACAUCCUUGAAUCAUUUAUUUCUCUCCAAUCUCCAAUUUUAAUCUAUAAUCUUUAAUCUAUAUGUUCCAGUUAUAAGGUGCCAGUGAUCUUCCCCCAGCUCUAUUUCUUUGGCUUUUCCUCCGACCCUUCACUUACUUGCUCUAUCUCUAUUCCAGCCACAGUCAGGUCAUCAUUGUGCCUUGAACAUGCUGUUCCUCUGGCUGUAAUGCUCUUCCCUUCAGAUUAGCUAGAGUCACCUCCUUACUUUCUUCAUGUUUCUACUCAGAUUCCACGUUAUUGAGGGAGCCUUUCCUGAGCAUCCUAUGUAAAAUAGCACCUUUCUAGUUCUACCUGCCACACCACUGUUUCUCUUGCUGUCAUUAUUUUCCACAUCACUUUUCAGACCUCGCUUAUUAUAUAAUGUGUUCAUUUGUUUGUUGUCUGUCUCCUCUGGGCAGACUACAAACACCAUUAGAAGAGGGACUUAGUUUAUUUUGUACUCCCCUGUAAUCUCCUUUGCCUAGAGUGAUGCCGUAUGCACAGUAGAUCCUUAAUAGAUUUUUCUGAGUUAAUGGUUUAAAUUUUUAUCAUGGUAACUACAAGAGCAAUAAGGCGUGGGAAAUUUUGUCAGUUGGGCUCACUGACAUGUUACUGGAACAAACCCUUUACUGAAUCUGACAUGAAAGGUUGGCCUAAAUUAUAUCAGACUCUCUUAGCAUUUAUAGUGUUCAAGUUUACAUUUCUAUGUACAUAUCAUAUGUCCAAGUCCCAACAAUGUUAAGGCUUGAAAUGAGAUCAUAUUAACUUUACUAUUUUUUCUGAGUUUUAUUUUUGACCAAAUUUGUAUAUAUUUAAGGUGUACAGCAUAAUGUGGUUUUUGACAAUACAGUGUUUUUAUGUUUAUGUAUAUACUGUGAAAUGAUUACCACAGUCAAAGUAAUGAACUCAUUUAUUACCUCUCAUAGUUACAAUUGUGAGUGGGGGGGGGUGAGGACAUUGAAGAUCUACUCUCUCAGCAAAUUUCAGGUUUACAAAACAUUACUGAUAAUUAUAGUCCCCAUGCUGUACGUUAGAUCUCUAGAACCUAUUCAUCUUGUAAUUGAAAGUUUGUAACCUUUGAUCAAUAUCUCCCCUUUUCCUCCAUCCCUCUGCCUCUGAUAACCAUUAUCCCACCCUAUGUUACUUUAAGUAUGACUUUUUUUUUUUUUUUAAGAUUGAACAUUUAAUUGAA
Molecule: messenger RNA, 4445 nt
Organism: Hyaena hyaena (striped hyena)
Lineage: Eukaryota; Metazoa; Chordata; Mammalia; Carnivora; Hyaenidae
Gene: XRCC4
Product: X-ray repair cross complementing 4
Exons: 9
Coding region: 45-1046 (333 amino acids)
Biological process (GO): response to X-ray; positive regulation of ligase activity; double-strand break repair via nonhomologous end joining
Cellular component (GO): DNA ligase IV complex; nucleus; DNA-dependent protein kinase-DNA ligase 4 complex
Molecular function (GO): DNA binding
Source: RefSeq, a predicted model, not a curated record